This is a messenger RNA of Strongyloides ratti, 6534 nucleotides long. RefSeq names its product Nipped-B-like protein. Gene Ontology annotation, molecular function: chromatin binding. The record is from RefSeq and is a predicted model, not a curated record. Gene Ontology annotation, biological process: regulation of gene expression; replication-born double-strand break repair via sister chromatid exchange; establishment of mitotic sister chromatid cohesion. The transcript has 2 exons. NCBI's taxonomy places the organism in Eukaryota, Metazoa, Nematoda, Chromadorea, Rhabditida, Strongyloididae. Bases 1 to 6534 code for a protein of 2177 amino acids. Gene Ontology annotation, cellular component: Scc2-Scc4 cohesin loading complex.
AUGAAUUAUGGGGAUCAACAAAGACAACAGGCAGGACAACAACAACCGCAAAUUCCCCAAUCUUCAAGUCAUAGAGCCCAAAUACAACAACACAAUCAACAACAACAACAACAAUAUGGACUUUCGCCAAUGAAUCCUAAUCCAUCUUUAAUUCAUGGUCAAGGAAUUGGUAAUAUUCAAUCUAACAUGAAUAUAAGUGUUCCAAAUACAUUUAAUAGACAAAUUAAUCAACAAAUUUUACAAAGUCAUUUUUUAGAUCCUCAUAUACAACAGCAAUCUCAUGGUAUAGGGGGUACAAUAUAUUCUGGUCAGACAAAUUCAGGGCUUACAUCACCUCGUAUUCAACAACAAUUAACAUCAGGUGCAAAUCAGUAUACAGGAAAUACACAACAAGACCAAAUAUUUAAUGCUACACAGCAAAAUUUUUUUACUCAUUCAAAUACAACUAUUCCUCAACAACAGCAACAAAGAUACCAAACAAUUAUAAAUCCAAUGUUACAACAAUCAAAUAUUUCUUGCCAACAACAAUCUUUACAACAGACACCCCAAGUUCAUCAAAUUAAUAUUCAUUCUCAAGGUAUUCAACAGCAAUCUCAUCAACAAAAUAUUCAACAACAUAUGCAACAACAGACAUAUGAUCAACAACAAAAUAUUCAAAGACAAAAUUUACAGCAACAUCAAAAUAUUCAACAAUCUAAUAUAUUUCAACAGCACCAACAUUUACAACAACCUCAGAUUCAGCAUAAUCAACCAAUUCACCAACUUCAACAUAACCAACAACAUAUUCAACAAUCUCAACAUCAUCAACAACAAUUAUUACAAGCUCACCAACAAUUACAGCAACAGUUACAACACCAAAAUCAAAUGAAAUUACAGUUGGAGCAACAAGAAAAAUUAAGAAAAGAACAAGAACAGAGAAUUUUAUUAGCUCAGCAGCAGCGUCAGCAAGAAGAAGCUAGAAAAAAAAUAAAAGAACAACAAGCAGCAUUAAAAAAGAAUGAAGAGGAAAGAAUAAAAAAGGAAGCUGAGGAAAGGAGGAUAGCUGAGGAGGAGGAACGUAAGGCAAGAGAAGAAGAAAUUCGUAGAAAAGAAGCUGAAGAAUUAUCUAAAUUAGAAGCAGAAGUUGAGAAGCGAAAGGAAGAAGCACAUGCUGAUGCAGAAGUUAUUCGUGAAAGAUUAGAAAGUUUUUCUGAACCCUUACAUUUUGCUGGUAUAAUGCCAUUAACUAAGAUAGAACGGUUUUUUCCAUUUCCAAUUGAUCAUGAAGAUUUUCAACAAAGGCCUAUUAUAAUGGAUACAAAAAAAAUGAAUGAAAGGAUUAAUAGAAUGGCUGAUGAGAAUACAGUUGAAAGAUUAUCAAAUUUAUUAAAUAAAUGUUCAAAAAUAAUGGGAAAAAUUAGUUUUAAAGAAACUGAAUUCGAUGAAAAUAUAACAUUGCCAAAUAAUUUACCACCAUUAAUAAAACAAAUUAAAGAUUCUAAUAGUAUUGCAUUUGAUUGCCCAAAAGGUUUGUCAUCUGAAGAUUUAAUGAUAACAGAAUAUUUUAUGGAGGAAAAUAUAUCUGGAUAUAACGUAGGUCAAAUGGAAAAUUUAGAACAAUUAUUAUCUUCAAAUAAUUUACCUCUUUUAUGUGAUAAUGAACCAUCUAUUUCAAUGCAAAAAAAACAACCAUCUUCAUCAUCACUUAGUGAUUGUCCUGUUACAAAAAAGAAAAAAGAUGAGGAAAUGAAAGUUAAUAAUUUUCAGACUAGUAUUGAUGAAACAAAACCAUCUGGUAGUGGACAACCAAAACUUCUUGAAUUUGAAUUAAGACAUUUUAAGAUUAAACGUAAAAAGAAGGAAUCUGAUAGUAAAGGUAAUACUAAUGAUAGACCUCAAACACCACCUGAAAUAUUAAAACAAAGACAAAAAGAUUGGUCAGAAUGGAGAAAACACCAACAAGAAAAGGUAAGUAGAAAAGUUGAUUACACUCAUGAAUGGAAUAAUGAUGUAAUGGCUGAAAAGGAGAGUUUUCAAAAGUUUUGUAAUAUAGUUGAUCAUAUUCUUGAGAAUGUUGGUGAAAUGACAAUUAAUCAAGAUGAUGGUGAACAAGAAUUUGUUCUUAUUGAAAGAUCUGAAUUAGAUGAAUUAAGAAUUGAAGUACAAAAAUUAAGACAUUGGAAACAACUUCAUAAAGUAUCAUCAGAAAGGCUUGUUAAAUUAAUGACAAUUUUAGAAAAAAAUAUUAGAGAUGUUUUAAAGGGUGAUUGUGGUUUAUUAAAACCAAUUGAAAACUUUAAUUCACAAGAUUCAUUUUUUAAGGAAUUAGUUCAUGAGAGAAUUUUAAGAGCACUUGAUGCAUGUUGUAUUGCAUUAAAUAUUUUAAAUUCACCAAAAAUGCCAAAACAAGUGUAUAUUGAAGACACUAUUGAAGGAGCUGUUAUGUUAGUGAAGCAAUUACUUAUAAAUUAUGUCUAUCCAGCUUAUGAUGUAACGAUGGCUAAAGGUUCUAAUACAAUUGCACCAGGAAGUCAAACGAUAAAGAAAAAAAAUCAAGAUACACCAAUUAAGAAAAAACGUGAAAAAGAUGUAGUUACACAAAAUAUUCGUGUAUUUUUUGCUAGAGCAGUUGAAUUAUAUGAUUGUUUUGCUGAUCUUGUUCGUAUUCAUACAAUUAAUGAAACAAUAGCUGUAAAAAUUUUAUAUCUUGGUACUGGUGCUAUGUUUGUUAAUAAUGUUGAAGAACUUCAAACAAGUGCUAUAAAUAUAUUAUCAAAUAUAUGUUCAAAAUAUACAACAAUGAGAUUUACAAUAUUACAAGAAUUAUUAAAUACAUUGCAUAGAUUACCAACUGGUAGAAAUGCUAAAAAUUGUUUUAGAUUAAAUGCUACUGAGACUGUUUCUAAUUUUACUAUUUUAGUGUUACAAUUAGUUCAAUCAAUUAUUAAAGUACCAUUAAGAAAAAAAAUGACGAAUGAUGAUGAAGGAGAAAGUUUUAAUGAUAAAAUAAUGUAUGAUGACUCGAUUGUUGAGCAAAGUUAUGAGAAGGCCAAAAAAUUAGCAACAUUUUUUUUAAAUGGUUUUUUAUCUAAAUUAUCACAAAAGGGUGAUGAUGAUUAUAAAAAACAUUUUGAUAAUUUUCUUCAAGAUAUUUUAGUUACAUUAUUUAAACCUGAAUGGCCUGCAUCAGAAUUAGUAUUAUUAGUAUUAUGUAAACAUUUAAUACAUUUUUAUAGAACAAAAUCAACUGAUAUGAGUUUAAGAAUAGCAAGUCUUGAUUAUUUAGGAACUAUUACAGCACGUCUUCGUAAAGAUACAUUAUCAUCACUUGAUAUUAAUUCUGUUACAACUAAAAAACAAAUAGAUCUUAUAGUAAAAGGAAUUAUUUUUGAUGAGAUUGAUGAUGUUAAUAAAAAUUUAGAUGAUAUUGAUAUUUCAAAUUUAUCAAAUAAUGAAAAACAUAGAAAAUUAAUGCAAGCACUUGUAGAUUAUUUACUAGCUAAACAUGGAUCUGGUGAUGUAUCUGUUGAGUAUGGUAUAUUAUUUUAUGUUGGUGAAUGGUAUAAAAAAUAUACAGAAGAUUAUGAGAAAGCAAAAGAAGAACAUCAGAAACAAAAAAAUUCAAGUGAUAGUAAUGAACGAGAUUUAAGGAAAGCUGAUAAGAAAUUUGCCAAAACAACUGAUAAAUUUACACAUAUGAAACAUUUUCUUAUCAAUUUAGCUGAUAAAAAACAUUUGAAAAAACGUUCACAACAUAUUAGAAAAACAUCAAUGAUAAUGUUAGAUGGUGAUGCACAAUGGGUUGUUAGGUAUAUGGCAUCAUCUCGUGAAUUUUCACAAUCAUUUGAUAAAUAUUUAAAACAUAUUUUGUAUGGUGUUCAUGUUGAAACUGCUAUUGGUUUACGUACAAAAGCAAUGCGUUGUUUAACACAAAUUAUUGAUGCUGAUAAUGAAGUAUUAAUGAUACCAGAAGUUAAUAGUGCUGUACAAGCACGUAUGAUGGAUCAAAAUGCUGCAGUUAGAGAAGCAACAAUAGAUCUUGUUGGAAAAUAUUUAAAUUCUCAUAUAGAAUUUUUAGAUAGUUAUUUUAAUGUUUUGAUGGGUAGAAUUAAAGAUUCAUCAUUAGCUGUAAGAAAACGUGUUAUAAGAAUUUUAAGAGAUAUUAUUGAGAAACGUUGUGAUUUACCACAAAAUUAUAAAAUAUUUACUGAAAUGGUAAGACGUGUAAAUGAUGAGGAAAGUGUUAAAAAAUUAGUUGUUGAAACAUUUCAAUCAUUUUGGUUUACUAUAACACAUGAUACUAAUGAAUUAUCAAGAAGAGCUUAUGAAAUGGCAAAAACAAUGUCUAAUUGUAACAAAGAAGGAUUACUUCCAAAUGUUGAAUCACUUUUUACAUCCUUAAAUAAACAAAUGGAUAGAGGAUUUAUUGAAUCAGGAGAACAAAUAGUUGAUGCAUUAAUUGAUAUUGUUUUAACACUUGAUCAAAAAAUAACAAAUGCAGUAAAUCAGGCUGAAGAUGUUCACGAUGAGGUUAUGAAUACUAAAUCAAGUCAUACAUUAUUAACAGGUGUAUUAUUAACAUUAUCAGUAUUUAGUUGUGUUAAGCCCAAAUUAUUAUUAAAACAUUCUGAAGUGUUAUUACCAUAUUUAUCAAUGAAAGCAAUUUCACCAUCUGAAAUACAAGUUCUUAAAGAAGUUAUACGAAUGCUUGAGAAAAUUGUUCCAUUAAUGGAUUAUCCUUCAGAUACCUUUAUAAACGCUUUAGAAGAAAGAUUAAAAGAAUUAGUACUUGAUGGUGGAAAAGUUAUAAUAGCACAAGCAUUAUCAUGCAUGAGUGCUGCAUACAAAAAGUGGAAAAAAAGAAAACCAUUAAUUUUAACUAAUUUCUUAAUAUAUUUACUUUAUUUAUUACAGCUUCGCAAAAAAGAAUUAAAAAAAAGUAUAGAAAUGAAAGAAGGUAAAGAUGAUAAAGAUAAAAAAGAUGAUUCAGAUCGUAGUUUUACAUUAAGAGCAAUUUAUACAAUUGGAAUAAUGGCUAAAUGUUAUGACUUUGAUGAAAUAAUGGCAGAUGAAGAUAAGUCAAUAACAUUAACAAAACCAUUAAUUUUAUUACUUUCUGAAAAAAGAGAUUUAAAAGAUCCAAGAUUAUUUAAAGAAACUGUCCAUGAUAUUCUUAUAACAUUUUUAAAACAUCCUACUGCUGAAAUUCGUUUAACAGCAUUAACAUCAAUGGGAUAUUUUGCUUCUGAGCAUUCUGAAUACUUAACACAUCAAGAAACUAAAAAAAUGUAUUUGUUUUUACUUACAACAAAUGAUUUAGCAUAUUUAAAACUUAAAACACAAGCACUACAAAAUUUAUCAUUAUUCCUUCAAGCUGAAGAUCAAAAAAUGGCUAAAAGUGUUGAAAGAUGGCAAGAAAAUAAGGAAUGUGAAGAUCUUAAAGAAAUGGAAUUAGGUUGUUCAGGAUUAAGUUCAUCAAUUAUUCAAAAUUAUUGGGUUUCUGUUUUAAAUAGUUAUUUUAAUUUAUAUGAAGAAGUUCGUCUUUGUGCAUCACAAGUUGUAUGGCAAACAUUACAACAAGGUUUAGUUACUCCUGGUUCAUCAAUACCAACAUUAAUUGCCAUGACUACUGAUCCACAAAUAAAAAUAAGAUACCGAAUUGAAAAUGUAUUAAAAGAAAUUGAUUCUAAAUAUACAGGAAUGAUACCAAGUAAAUCUGUUUUAGGUAUAAGAAUGGCAUCAAAAUUACAUAUAAUGUUAAAAAAAGUUUAUAAAAAUAGUAUUUUACGUGGAAUAAGAUCAUGUGAUCAAGUUGGCCAGAUAACAUUAAAUGAAUAUAAUAUACCAAAAAAUACAGAUGAUGCUGCAGCUAAAUUAUCUGGUUUAUAUACAUUAUUACAAGCAAGUAAAGAAAAAUUAUCACUUGAAGAAUGGAUAUUUGUUGCAGAUAAUUUAGCAUUAUUUCCAUAUCAAGUACUUGAUGAACCACUUUAUGUUAUUAAUACAGCUGAUAAUAUAAUAUCAUUACAUGGAAAUGAUAUAUUAGCUAAUAUUAAACAGAUGCUUUUACCAAAAGAAACAAUACAUGAAGUGUCACAUAUGGAUGAAGAUGUUGAAUUUACGGCAGAAUUUAUAUAUCGUCGACUACCAGAGGAUAAGUCUCAAAUAUUUGAAUUAAUGAAUAAUCGUCAAGCAUGUGUUUUACUAAAUGCACUUAAAUUAUUUUUAAUGAAAAUGUAUGGUUUAAAUGAAUUAAAAGUUAAAGAAUAUAGUCCUUCUGAACAGGCAAAAGUUUAUGAGAAACCUGUUACGCGCAAAAAUAUAAGUAUAUUUAAUCCUGUAUCAUGUUUAAGAGAAUUUCAUCCUGAUGUUAUUGCUAAAAGAAAUACAAUUGCUGGUCAUAUUGAGUUAUCACAUGAGAUUGUUUCAUUUAGAACAAUGCUUCUAACAGUUGAUAAAUUAGAUGAUGAUGAGUCAGUUAUAAAAUCAUCACCAUCAGAUUAUGCUCAAAGUGCACCAAAUGAUUCAGAAUCACAGGAUGACUAUGAUGAUUAA